Messenger RNA from Durio zibethinus, 3028 nucleotides. RefSeq names its product endoglucanase 6-like. Lineage: Eukaryota; Viridiplantae; Streptophyta; Magnoliopsida; Malvales; Malvaceae. Gene Ontology annotation, biological process: carbohydrate metabolic process. Gene Ontology annotation, molecular function: hydrolase activity, hydrolyzing O-glycosyl compounds; carbohydrate binding. The record is from RefSeq and is a predicted model, not a curated record.
AUAAAAUAUUUUCACUUAGUGAUCUCUGCCUAUUUCUAGUCUCUAGGCAGCUUCCUUCCUUCCACAAUAUAUAGAGGCUUGCGCUCCUCUUCCAAUGCCCAAUCUCAUUACUCUCUCUCUUUCUUUUGUCUAAAAUUUUUUUCGUGGGUUUAUUAUGAGUUUUAACUGAUAAAUUUAUACCCACAUUACCUUUUUUCUCUAGUUAGACUGCAUUUUCUGCGUUUAAUCCAAAAUGGGUUUCUCUUAUCAGUUUUAGAAAGUUCGAGGAAAUCCCAUUUUGCAGCAUACAAAUUCUGCUGCAGAAACAGAUCUGUUUUUUCUUUUCCUCUGUUUUUGUUGAAAUUGAAACUUGAUUUUCUGUCUUCUGAUAACUUUGAAGACAUGGAGAAGUUAGUGAGACUCAUUUCAAUGGCUUCUUUGCUUCUGAUACUUUGUCUUCCUAUUGCAUUUGCGGGACAUGACUAUAACCAAGCUCUGAGUAAGAGCAUUGUCUUCUUUGAAGCUCAGAGAUCUGGUUACCUUCCUCAUAACCAGAGAGUCACAUGGAGAGCUAAUUCCGGUUUGAAUGAUGGCAAGGCCAGUGGGGUGGAUCUGGUUGGAGGGUACUAUGAUGCAGGGGAUAAUGUGAAGUUCGGACUGCCCAUGGCGUUCACCAUAACAAUGAUGUCCUGGAGCAUAAUAGAGUAUGGAAAACAAAUGGCUGCAAAUGGAGAGCUUGGCCAUGCCUUGGAAGCCGUCAAGUGGGGCACUGAUUACCUUAUCAAAGCUCACCCCGAACCCUAUGUCCUUUACGGAGAGGUGGGAGAUGGCAACAGUGACCAUUACUGUUGGCAAAGACCCGAGGACAUGACCACGGACCGUCAUGCUUACAAGAUUGACCCAAGUAACCCUGGGUCGGAUCUCGCUGGUGAAACUGCAGCCGCCAUGGCUGCCGCCUCAAUCGUCUUCCGCCGCUCCAACCCUGCAUAUUCCAGCGAGCUUCUUCGCCAUGCCUACCAGCUUUUCGAAUUUGCUGAUAAAUACAGAGGCAAAUAUGACAGCAGCAUCACAGUUGUCCAAAAAUACUAUCGAUCCAUCAGUGGCUACAAUGACGAGUUGUUGUGGGCCGCUGCAUGGCUGUACCAAGCUAGUAACAAUCAGUACUACUUGAACUAUCUUGGCAACAAUGGUGACUCCAUGGGUGGAACGGGCUGGGCCAUGACUGAGUUUAGUUGGGACGUCAAGUACGCUGGUGUUCAGACUCUUGUCGCCAAGUUCUUAAUGCAAGGUAAAGCUGGUCUCCAUGCACCAGUAUUUGAGAGGUACCAUGAGAAGGCAGAGUACUUCAUGUGCUCCUUGAUUGGAAAGGGUAGCCGUAAUGUUCAGAAGACUCCCGGUGGUUUGAUUUUCCGACAGAGAUGGAACAACAUGCAGUUCGUGACUAGUGCCUCGUUCUUGGCCACUGUAUACUCUGACUAUCUCACUUCCUCUAGGGGAAGCUUGAAGUGUGCUGCUGGCAAUGUUGCGCCAUCCGAGCUUCUUUCUUUUGCAAAAUCUCAGGUGGAUUACCUCCUUGGAGACAAUCCAAGAGCUACAAGUUAUAUGGUUGGUUAUGGGAACAAUUACCCACGACAAGUUCACCACCGAGGUUCUUCAAUUGUUUCAAUCAAGGUUGACCCUACAUUUGUUGCCUGCCGACAAGGUUAUGCUACUUGGUAUUCAAGGAAAGCAAGUGAUCCUAAUCUCCUCACUGGUGCUUUGGUUGGAGGGCCUGAUGCCUAUGAUAACUUUGCUGAUGAAAGGGACAAUUAUGAGCAAACAGAGCCUGCUACCUAUAAUAAUGCUCCUCUUCUUGGCAUAUUGGCUAGACUGGGAGGUGGUCAUGGUGGUUAUAACCAGCUCCUUCCUGUGUUUGCCCCAGUUCCUAAUCCAACUGUUGCCAAACCAAAACCCACAUUGACUCCAACUCCUGCCUCAUCUUCUAGUCCAAUUUCCAUAGACCAGAAGAUGACAACUUCCUGGAAUGAUAAGGGAAAAACUUACUACAGAUAUUCCACAGUGGUGACCAACAAGUCUUACAAGACUCUAAAGGAUCUCAAGCUUUCUAUAUCAAAGCUUUAUGGUCCUAUAUGGGGUCUCACCAAGUCUGGCAAUUCUUAUGGUUUCCCAACAUGGAUCGACUCUUUACCUGCUGGAAAGAGUCUUGAGUUUGUAUACAUCCAUUCUACUUCUCCUGCUGAUAUCUCAGUUUCAAGCUACGAUUUGGCUUAAGAAAGGAAGAAAAUUGCAAAAACAGAGUAAGGUCCACUUAGUUUCUGGGGUUGUGGUGUAAGAAUUGUGCAGCUAUACAGAAUGCAGUCCAGAAAAGGUCUUUCUAUUUUUUUUCCUUCUUUUUUUUUCUUGUUUGGGGAUUUUCAACUUUACUUGUUGAUUUGGUAUUUGAUUAGGUUUCUAGCUGAUAUUAGGUUAAAUAACGACGAAGAUUGGAGGAGAAAGGAGUGAAGAGACGAAUUAAAAAGGAGUGCUCAUCCUCUUUCUCCUCUACUUCAUUAGUUAUUAUUAUUAUUAUUAUUAUUAUUAUUAUAUAUAUCUAUAGAUAGGAUUGAGAGACAAUGAAAACAGUGAGAAUUGAGAAGUAAACAAAUGACUUCCCAAUAGAUUGCAAGGAGUCUGUUUUUCAUUUGUACUUCAGAGCAGCUGAUGUCCUUUUUCUUUCUGUGUUGUGAUGCUGCAAGCUAUGCAGCAUUUUAUAUUUUCCAUAUAAAUACAGUUUGCACAACAAUGUUUUGUCUCUCUUCUUCUGUUCAAGAUUCAAUCGCAGUUCAAUUUGUGUUUUUGUAAAGAUUUCCCUAUGAAGUAAUAAACAUGCCAUCAUUCUCAUUGAAGUUUCCUGUUAUCACAUAGGAACUUCAUAAAGGCUUCCAAAGAAGUGCUUUUGCAGUGUGUUCAGUUGCUUCCCAAAUACUAGAACAUUGGCAAAGACCUGAACAGAAAUUUCCGCAUUUGGUGUACAAUUUGGAUACAGAAAACAGUUCUCCCAGGCUCGAAG